AUGGAUGGCGCUGCAUGUUCUGUGUGUGUGCGCGGCGUGCGUGUGAAGCGAUGGCCGCCGUCGCCCCGCCUGACGCUCGUCUCUCCUCUCGGCAGGUGCCUGCCGUCGCACGUCGGCAAGUACUGCCAGUACGAGAACCCGUGCGUGACGGGCCGCGGCCAGCGGUGCCAGAACGGCGGCGAGUGCUACGUGGUGCCCAACAACAGCUCGAGUCCUGGCUUCUCGUGCCGCUGUCCGAUCGGCUACACGGCCAGCCUCUGCGAGAUCCCCGUGGCCAACGCGUGCGACAGCGAGCCCUGCUUCAACGGCGGCACGUGCACGCUCGUGACGCUCGACACGUACCGGUGCACGUGCCCGGCGCGCUUCCGCGGCGACAACUGCCAGAUGCGAGACCACUGCGCCUCGCAGCCGUGCCGCAACGACGCCCAGUGCACCUCGCUGGCCUCCAGCUACCGCUGCACGUGCGCCGACGGUUUCACGGGCUCCAAGUGCACGGAUGACAUCAACGAGUGUGACCGGCAGCCGUGCGGCCACGGCCGCUGCGUCAACACGUUCGGCAGCUACCAGUGCAUCUGUGACGCCGGCUACACAGGCCGCAACUGCGACACCAACUACGUGCCGUGCGUGCCGUCGCCCUGCCUGCACGGCGGCAACUGCACCGUCAUCAACGAUCUGGAGCACUCUUGCGAGUGUCGACUCGGGUUUACCGGCAAAGACUGCGAGGACAACACGGACGACUGUGCGGGCAACCUCUGCCAGAACGGCGCUCAGUGCAUCGACGGCAUCAACUCGUACAGCUGCAAGUGCCCGCCGACCUACACCGGCGAGUACUGCAACCAGGACGUGGACGAGUGUGCGUUGCGUCCCUCCAUCUGCAAGAACGGCGCGACUUGCACCAACACCAUCGGCGGCUACUCCUGUAUCUGCGUCAACGGCUGGAUCGGCGAUGACUGCAGCGAGAACGAGGACGACUGCGCCAAGGGAGGCUGCUUCGACGGCGCCACGUGCCACGACCGCGUCGGCACCUUCCACUGCGAGUGUCCGCCCGGCAAGACAGGUCUGCUGUGUCAUCUGAACGACGACUGCGCCUCGAACCCGUGUCACGCGGGCGCCAAGUGCUACACAUCUCCCAUCAACGGCACGCACAAGUGCCACUGCGAGACCGGGUACUCGGGCAACGACUGCUCCAAGGAUCUGGACGAGUGUGAAGAAGGCUCGCCGUGUGAGCACAACGGCAUAUGCGUCAACACGCCCGGCUCGUUCAGGUGCAAGUGCACCAAGGGCUUCACCGGCGCCAG
Molecule: messenger RNA, 1298 nt
Organism: Pollicipes pollicipes
Lineage: Eukaryota; Metazoa; Arthropoda; Thecostraca; Pollicipedomorpha; Pollicipedidae
Product: neurogenic locus Notch protein
Biological process (GO): Notch signaling pathway; axon guidance
Cellular component (GO): cell surface; signaling receptor complex; plasma membrane
Molecular function (GO): calcium ion binding
Source: RefSeq, a predicted model, not a curated record